Molecule: messenger RNA, 5490 nt
Organism: Zalophus californianus (California sea lion)
Lineage: Eukaryota; Metazoa; Chordata; Mammalia; Carnivora; Otariidae
Gene: MCPH1
Product: microcephalin 1
Exons: 13
Coding region: 1546-4095 (849 amino acids)
Biological process (GO): cerebral cortex development; mitotic cell cycle
Source: RefSeq, a predicted model, not a curated record
UAAGAUUAACUUUGAUAAUACAUCUAAAGCCCAUGAUAAAGUGCUCAACAAAUGUCAGCUAUUAUUUUUACUAUUAACGUAUUAAAAUCAUUGGAAAUGAAUGCUUUUAUACAUUCGGUGGUUCAUCCUUUAAUACAAGGCAUGGAUCCUUUAACUGAGUCGGCGUUUCAGAGAGACUAAAGUUUUUAUCAACAGCCGAGCAAGACCGUUCCUGUCCUAAAACCGGGGUCUCCAGGAGCCGCGGGAACGCGCGCAGCCCCGGCUAGGCUAGCGGCUCCCCGCAGGACUCGGGUGCGCAGCCCCGGGGCGGGGCCUGCAGGCGUGGGCGGGGCUCCGCGGGCGGGAGGUUUGAAUCCCCCGGAGGGUGAGCGGCGGUGCUGCAGGGCUGUCUACCAACGCGGAUCUCUCGAGUUCCCGCCCCGGCUCGCCAGCUCCCGCCCGGGUUCGCCCGCUCCCGCCCGGAUUCGUCCGCUCCGGGAUUUGCGGGCGGCAAAGCUCGAGUGGGACGGCCACAGCCGUAGUCUCGGGUCUAGGGUUCCCCGCCCUCCCCAGCCGGGAUCUGAUGUCGGGCGUCUCCGCAGCCCCAGGCAGGGUCAAUGCCCGGGGUCCCCAUAGCGGAGUGUGAGACCCAACUUCCCCGGCCCUUGCGGGAUCUGAGAUGCGGGGUCGCCCCCCCGACAGGAUCUGAGGUUCAGGGUCCCCACGGCCCCCCGCCCCCCUGCAGUGUCUGACGUCUAGGGUCCUCUCCGCGGAGUCUGAGACCCAGCUUCCCCCACCCCCCGGUGCCGCUGCGGGAUCUGAGGUCCAGGGUCUCCCCGCAGGACAGGAGGCCCAGAGUUUCCACAGUCCCCCGCGGGGGUCUGAAACCUAGCUCUCGCCUGUCCCACGGCGGGGAUCUGCGGUCCGGGGUCCCCCAUUCCUCCCUGCGGGAUCCGAGGACCGGGGUGUCCGGCGGCGCCCGCCUUCCCGCAGGCGCUCUCGGGGACGCGGAAGUGGAGUGGCCUGGCCCUGCGAGCGGUAAUUCCGCGCGCUGACCACAGGGCCGCGCACGGGGCCCCGGCGCUCGCGGGGUGAGGCUGACCGCGCGGCGGAGAUUCGGAGCGGUUACUUUCCCAGUCCCGCAAGCGAACUACGACUGUGCCCCUUCUCCGUCCGCAGUUCCCGGGUGGGCCAAGUGAGGCUCCGGGAAGCUUCCAAGUGUCCUUACGGAGACAGAAGGGUUUGACUAGGUUUUUUUGGGACACUGGGCCUCGUGAUUCCCAAGGGCACAGAAAGACUCGCGGAGGAGAACGCUGACCAGCAGUGUUAGUCUGGAGGCGAACCCGAGACUGGGCAGUGGAAAAGCCCCUCUGUCGCCUUUAACGCAAGCGGAGGCCUUAACAUUUUUUCCCCGCCCUCCUUGGGCUGUUUAGAAAACGUGGAUGAGCGGAUUUCCGUAGAGCCGGAGGGGAGGGGCGCGCGUCAGCCCUGCGCAUGCUCAGUCUCUCCCAAUUCUAGCUCGCCUUGUUUGGCGCGGUGCUGCGGGUGCGCAUCCUACGGUCUCUCAUGGCGGCUCCCGGGACGCCAGGGCGCCAGGUCUUGAAAGAUGUAGUGGCAUACGUUGAAGUCUGGUCAGUGAAGGGAACAGAAAAUUACUCAAAGACGUUUACAGACCAGCUCCUGGAUAUGGGGGCGAAGGUUUCAAAAACUUUUAAUAAACAAGUGACUCAUGUUGUAUUCAAGGAUGGAUACCAGAGCACUUGGGACAAAGCACAGAAUAGAGGUGUGAAGCUUGUUUCAGUGCUCUGGGUCGAAAAAUGCCGGACAGCUGGAGCACACAUCGAUGAAGCACUCUUCCCUGCAGCUAACACUAGGGAACACCUACCAAGCCUAAUUAAAAAAAAAAGGAAGUGUAUGCAGCCCAAAGAUUUUAUUCCUAAAACACCGGAACACGAUAAAAGGCUUCAAAAGAAAUUUGAGAAAAUGGCUACAGAGCUACAAAGGCAGAAGAGAAGUCUGGAUAAUGAUGUACCUGUCCUCUUAUUUGAAUCUAAUGGCUCAUUGAUGUAUAGUCCCACAAUUAAAAUGUGCAGCGGCCAGCAUAGUCUAAUGGAGAGGAGAUUACAGGAGAUGAAGGAGAAAAGGGAGAACCUCUCCCCUACCUCUUCGCAGAUGCUUGAAAAGUCUCAUGAUAACCCAGCUAACUCCCCAUGUGAAGCUUCUUGGAACAUUUCACAUGAUACUUUGUGUUCAGAUGAAUCCUUUGCUGGUGACCUGCACUCAUCUCUUGAUGAUCUUUGUGGAAACACGAGAUGUGGAAGUCAGGAAGGGAAACUGGAAGGAAUUAUGGAUGAAAUUAAAAGUGAUGUGUGUGUUUCUUCACCUGCAUUGGGAACAAGUAGCAUCCAUUCAUCAGCAUCUCCCGGUUACCUCAGUCAGUUAACACCUCGGAAACCCAUGGGUAGUCUUUCCAAAGAAGAGAUUCUUCUGCCGGGAGAUCCUGCGGGUGAGGUAGUCACCCCGGACAAGCAGGGAGCAGCCAGGAUGGUGUUUGACGAGAAACACAGCUUGUCCCCUAUGUUACCUGCAACCAAACGCCGCCCUUCGGGACAUUCACGAUCCAAGAGCUCCUCAGCAAAGAGAAAAAGAACAUCUGAGAACUCAGAUGCACCCCGCGAAGAGAAACUGAAGAAGAAGAGGUGCGGUGGGAAGCCUGCCGGGCCGCGGGUGCAGCUGUGGACAUCGGGAAGCCACCUGCAGCUCCCAGCUGGGCCUGCUGUUGAGACUCCUGGUUGUGGGGUGUCCUCGUACGAUGAUUAUUUUUCACCUGAUAAUCUUAGGGAAAGGAGUUCAGAGGCUCUUCCUGGAUUUCAGCCAUCUUCAGGCCUUGCUCGGUUCAGCUGCAGGGGAGGUCUUUCUCAGAGGGAGAGAAGAAACCUACUGCAGAUGGCUGACUUUUCCUGCAUUGGUAAAAAUCCCAGGUCAGUUGACAUGACCAAUGUAACAGCAAAAACUAGCUGCGGUCUUCAGAAGCCUACACAGCACACAGCAGACAUGAUAUGGGGUUGCCUGACCUCUGAGGGAAUGUGUGCCGCUGAAGGAACCCCAGGCUGUUGUCAGCAGGCUGGUGCUCAGAGAAGAGCAGGCCCGCGUGCAGGAGGGAACAGAUGCUGUCAUGUGGAUGAUGAUCCCACUCUGCCGCAGGGGCAUGGACGGGAGGGACUUGAUGGCGAUUUCACUCCUCUGGAAGGGAGCAGCACGGAAAUGAAAGAAUUGCUGGACGUGAGAAGCGUGCAGAAAGAAGAUAGCACUUCUCGAAUGUGGAAUUCAUCUGACGGUGAAAAGCAGCGUGAUCAUGAGCUCGAUUUUGUGGGUGAUCGUACUGUGGACAAAGCUACAGAAGGAAGGGAACCGUCAUCCAGUGGACACGAUGGAAGUGUUAAAAACGGACCAACGAGGCAUGAUGUUUUCGAUGGCUCAUUAGAAGCCUGUACGGACCUCACCAGACCUCAUGAAGAAUCAAAGAAAAGAGGGAAAGCCCAAAAGCCAACAAGAACAUUAGUCAUGACAAGCAUGCCAUCUGAGAAGCAGAACAUCAUCAUCCAGGUGGUGCAUAAAUUGAAGGGCUUUUCAUUUGCCCGGGAAGUGUGUGACACUACUACUCAUGUGCUUGCCGGGAAUCCUCUGCGCACCCUGAACGUGCUGCUGGGAAUCGCGCGUGGCUGCUGGAUUCUCUCUUAUGAAUGGGUACUGUGGUCUUUGGAACUGGGUCACUGGAUUUCUGAGGAACCGUUUGAACUUUCUAACUACUUCCCUGCAGCUCCUAUUCAGUCACUCAGCACAAGGUCUGUGCCUUUGACAACUACCUGUUGCUGCAAUGAUGGGCCCAUCAGUCAACACCACAAAGUUGUCUUUGGACAUUCACAUGAGCAAACACUCAAGAGAAGGGAUGGAUGCAGAAACGAUGCCUUUUUAUAUCAUCACACGUGUGCCUUGUGGUUUUUAUAUAAAGAAGCUCCUCCAUGUGACUUUCUGAUGACUGAAUGUGUGCUUUACAGAAGCACUGACCAGCCCUAUUUGGGCCUUUUCUAUGCAAUGCCAAUCUUAGUAUUUUAGUGAUGAUCACGAUUAAGAGGUCAUAGAACCUUGGUCAUGGAAGCACCAUACUGUUAAAUAAAGAGUGGGAAUUCAUUUAAGUUGUUUUAUUACUGAGAGCAAAGAACCCCUUAAGUUUCUUGGUUGGACUCGAAGAUCUUUACUGACAUGUCAUAUCCUAGUACAAAGGAUAUCAAUCAGUUAUCAGGGUUACUUUUUACCUACCUGAGAUUCUUCUCAAAGUAAUUAAUGAAAACAGGUGUGGGAGCUUUGCAGUAAUUAAUGCCACCAGAGGAGCCCUACUUCUCCAGGUUAGUUUAUGGUGAGGAGAGCAUUACCAACAAGAGAUCAUGGCCUCUGCUGGCUGUACAAUGCUUGCCAUUCCUUAGAGGAAAUUGGCAGUGGGGCUGAAUCAUAUACACACUGGUCCCCUUCUAAAGGAGAGAAAUGCUAAGUCCCAACAAGGCUGGAGGUAGCACCAAGACUUCCUCCUGAUACUAUACCCUCCCCAUGUUAUCUGUUCCUCAUCUCCGCUGUUACUCCAACCUUAAUAAAUUUCAAGUCCCUCAACAAAUAUAGUGGAACAGCUUCUAGAAUAAACCUUCAGAGAAGGAGAUAGCAAUGCACAAGGAAAUGAGUUUCCUCUUAGUUUUAAUAUAAUCUAUGCCCCAAACAAUCCCCUCAACUCAGCAGGCACCAGUCCCCUCCUUCCAAGUUAUAAACCCUGUUUCACUAUGUCCACAGGCAUUGUGGGCUUGGCUACUUUGAAGCUCAGGUACUUUGGCAGAGCUCCCACAACACCAAAGAUUCCUGAGGAGGCUGACGAAAAUUGUGCUGACUCUUGUUGGGGACCAUCCCCUACCCCAUCAGCCACAGACGACCACCCAGGUCUGCAUCUCAGUGCCAAGUUCUGAUCCCUAAUGCUGGCCUGCCUGCCAGUGGCUGGUUGAGAUUCUUUCUGAAAGGUAACAUUUUAUGAGGGUGCUGAUUUGUGUCAGGAAUUACACAAAGCAUUGUAUAUGUGGUACUUCAUUUAAUCUCCUAACAAUCCCAGAAGCCAGUAGCUAUAGGUCUGUAAUCCCUUACCUAAAACAUAGUCCCAGAACUCUAAUUUUUUUUUUAAUUUUGAAAGGUAUGUGGCUCUCAGCAUUUCUAUAUAAGAUUGUAUUGCUGAUUACACUUAGAGAAGGCAGCAAGAAAAAGGAAUUAAGGCAUGAAGAUUUGAAAUGAAGAAGUAAAACUAUUCUCAAAGGUUACUAUUACAUAUAGAACAUUAUAAGGAAUCAAAGAUAAUACAGAAUGAAUAAGCAAGGUAAGCAAGAUUUACAGGAUACAAAAUCGAUAUACAAGCACUGGGUGUUAUAUGCAAACAAUGAAUCAUGGAACACUACAUCAAAAACUAACGAUGUAAUGUAU